CCCAACUCUUUUCUCACUGACUUCUUGCUAGUGGUGAAUUUCAGAAAGAGGACACAAAGAUGAAGAGGAGAUAAUAGUGGGAGAGUUCAGGUGAUUUAGCAAACUGUUAAAUAAUAAGAAGCUGUGCACUGGUCUCCUGGGAGAAGAUUUUUUUUUACUCUGUCGCAGUCACCAGAAGCCAAUCUGUCGGUCAUUCAUCUUUUCCGACCAAUGGACAGCCUUCUCACAAACAUCAGCUCCACCUCCACCACAGAGUCCCUCCUACCUCUUUUCACCCCAAACCCGACUAACUGCAGCAGCUGGGACCAGAGGUGGGGGGCGUCGUAUCUGCACAGGGUGGCCCACCUGGAUGUGCAGCUGUAUCAAGACUUCUACGGUGUCUGGGUCACUCUGAUGGUGUGUAACAGCCUGAUGCUGGUGGUUGGUGUGGUCCUCAACAGUCUGGCUCUGUAUGUGUUCUGUGGAGCCUCCACCCACUCCUCAGCCUCAGUGGUCUACACCAUAAACCUAGCUGUGGCUGACCUGCUGGUGGCGCUGUCGCUGCCUGCUCGCAUCGCCCUCUACCACAGUGGAGGCAGCUGCGUUGCCUGUUCCUACGUCCACACCUUCAGCUAUUUUGUCAACAUGUACUGCAGCAUCCUGUUUCUGACCAGUAUCUGUAUAGAUCGAUACCUCGCCGUCGUCCAUGCAUCCAGCACUCUCCAUCGAUGGAGAACUGCAGGAGCAGCCAAGUGUGUCAGUGCCACAGUGUGGUUUGUUGCAGUUGUGGUCACCUAUUCUUUUCAGACCACAGCGUUGGAGUUCAGCACCUCCUGCAUGCUCAUCCCUGCCCUCUUCUACCUCACCAUCCUGGAGUUCCUGCUCCCCCUGCUGGCCGUGGUCGGCUUCACUCUUCGCGUCACCUGUUUUCUCUCCUCCAGCCACGCACCGAUGCCCCAGCAGAGCAGGGCCAGGAGGACUCGUGCCAUCAGGCUCCUGGCCACCGUCCUGGUGGUCUUCACCGUUUGCUUCACUCCCUUCCACGUCCGCCAGGUGCUGGUUUACCUCCGGAUCAGAGUCCGAGGGGAGGGGAUAGCACAGGGGGCGGGGCAUGUGCUCGCCUAUCACAUCACGGUGACGCUGAGCAGCCUCAACAGCUGUCUGGAUCCAGUGGUUUACUGCUUCGUGACGGACAGCUUCAAGAGGAUGUGGAGGACGAGGUGGAGGCGAGGGAGGGAGGUGGACGGGGAGGCCGGGCAGAUGAGCGGGGGAGACGGGGACAGGAUUUCGGUGAAUAAAUGUUCGGGUACGGCGCUGGCGAUAGCUCACAGCGUGGUCACACUCACCCUCACUAGUACACCACUGUCUGCAGCCAACAGAGACCAGUCUGCAUAGAAAAGUUGGCGCUCCCCUCCAAGACCAACAAUGGAACAGUCCGGAGAGACACCUGAAGAGAAGGACUCACAAAGAGUGAUGGAGAAACACUGCAAAGAUUCAGCAAAACAACACAAAAACAGAAAUAAGCAUUGCACGGCAAAGCAAAGCCCUUGGAAACAAUUCUCAAACCGUCCCUGCAGCCAUCCAUUUAUUACUCUGUGUACUAAUUUCCCCCAUUUUUCCCCUCAGCUUUGUUUGGAUAUUGUUCUGUGACUCAUGAGAAUGAACCACAUGGCAACCUCAGGGGCAGAAACUUAAAAUCAGUACUGAUAUUGCCAAAAACUGCAAUUCCUCACAUGGCCACUUGAGGCAGCUCCAAAAGUGAAUAAAUCCCCAUAGACCCCCAUGUUAAAAUACACAACUUUACAGCAAAAAUAAACAUGUUUCCAGCCUGGUACGAAAGUAGCAUUAGCCUCUAUAGCUAAUAUCCACAUUCAUGACAACUGUACAGAGAAUGCAUUUUGAUAUAAUUCACCCAUUUAAAUUGUAUUAAGAUCUAAAGUUGUACAUAAUGAAGGGCUUGUUUGCAUGGCCCAUUCCAGAUCCACUUCUUAGGUUGUUUUUGAAUUACCUGGGAGAUACCAGAGCCACCACACUGAGCUGUAAAACUGCUCUGAAGGAAACCUGUUGGUGACGUCACGGAGGAUUCCUCCAUCUUUACACACAGUCCUACAACAAAGGAGUGUUUUUGCAACUUUUGAAACUGAUGAAUUUGCAGGAGAAAUCACACGCUAAAAUAAAUCAUGAUGCUGAAAGCAGGAAAUCUUGAAUUAUUAAAUCAUACACUAAGUUCAUAUUUGAUGUCUCGACUGAGCUCGUCACUCAGUUCAAUUCAAUUUUAUUGAUAUAACGGCAAUUACAAUUCAAAUUGUCUCAAGGCGCUUUACAAAACCCUUUAACACCAAACUCAGUAUAACAGCUAAUGAAGAUAAUAAUUUUGACUAUUUUUUACCACUUUAGGCUUUUGAAAUUGAUAACACAGCAUUUCACAAUAUUCAUAUGCAGCUAACCUGUAAAUAUAUAUUUAUACAUCUAUCCAAAUGCUGUAAAUAUGCAGCUUAUUUCUACCACUUAGAUAGUGUUGUUUGACUGGAUUCUUUUCAGGCGAAAUGUUAGAAAGCACAGUCACUCAGAAACCAUUUAGUAGAAGCUGAUGUGAUAUUUAAAGGAGCAUACAGAAUGUGAAAUACUAAGUGCAACUAAAGGGAGCUGAUGUCUUUUAUUAUGUGAGCAUUAACAAAAAAAAGUGGGAGAGAAGUAAUGAGAACAGAAAUGCUUGGUUAAAAAAAUAAAUGAUGAAAACUGCAAAAACAUAAUGUGUAAUAUAACUAUUAUUGAUAGCUGAUGUGUUUUUCUUUGAGUUUACAUGUUAAAUUCCCUGUGAUAACUGAUGAUUUGCUGUGAUAUUUAUUGUAAUUAUUAUAAGUGUGUCUUUCUGUUCUCACCUCUAUUCAUUAUAAAUAAAAUAAAUUGGAUACUUGUCAUAAUGAGA
Messenger RNA from Amphiprion ocellaris (clown anemonefish), 2908 nucleotides. Its product is annotated as G-protein coupled receptor 20. The coding region runs from base 211 to 1374 and encodes 387 amino acids. Gene Ontology annotation, biological process: positive regulation of Rho protein signal transduction; phospholipase C-activating G protein-coupled receptor signaling pathway. Lineage: Eukaryota; Metazoa; Chordata; Actinopteri; Pomacentridae. The record is from RefSeq and is a predicted model, not a curated record. Gene Ontology annotation, cellular component: membrane. Gene Ontology annotation, molecular function: G protein-coupled receptor activity. The transcript is spliced from 5 exons.